Messenger RNA from Boeremia exigua, 1677 nucleotides. RefSeq lists its product as uncharacterized. The transcript has 2 exons. Lineage: Eukaryota; Fungi; Ascomycota; Dothideomycetes; Pleosporales; Didymellaceae. Bases 1 to 1677 code for a protein of 558 amino acids. The record is from RefSeq and is a predicted model, not a curated record.
AUGUGGCUCGAGCGCUACGCUAGUCCUGUUCCACCAUGUGAAUCUACCUGCAGGUCGGUCUCCGGGCAACUUACACUUCAGCAAGAGCAGCUGAUAGAUCACAUCAGUAGCUUUCUUACCAGCGAAGACCUCGAAAAUACUCUCACCGUAAACAGAGCGUACAAUGCUGCCGCGGAGCGAUUAUCUGGCACCUUCUCCAGCUUUGAUCUGACCGAACACAACUCGCAAACAUUCAUUACCAUCUAUGGCGGCCCUCGUCUUCGCCAGCUCUACCAAGUGGUUUUCCGUACGAGUUUUCCGCCAAUACUAGACGCUGCCGUCGGUGGCCUCGCUUGCCGAGAAACCACGCAAGAACUACAAGAAAAAGAUGAGUGUUUCUCUAGCCAAAUCGGACUACUGUUUUCGACACUCAAGGCUGCUGAGCUACGUGCUGCCAAACCCGCUCCUCGACGCACCAAAAUCGUCAUCCACAGCCCAACAAGACAGAUAGGGAAACAGAUGUUGAGAGGCUGCCGUCAUCGCAUGGAUAUCAGCUGGAGGGUUCGUUUACUAGCACCUGAAAGCCUCCCAGAACUUCGUUUUGUGAGGUCACUUCAAGUCGAUCAGGGCGACCCUACCAUAACCCCCUUACGUGGCACAGAAAUCUCAAAGCUAGACUUACGGAUGAUUGUGGAUCUAGCAAAGAAGCUACCCAACUUGGAGUUUGUUGGGUGUCAGCUUGGUCAGGGCGAAGUCUGUCCGAAAUAUGUUGGAAGGAGCAGAUUCUGGGCACAUUAUGAGAAUGAUUGGGAAGGCCCACGACGAGACACCCGACAUCAUUUCGCAGAGGCUGUUGAAAGCUUCUGCUUGCCCUCGACGAUGGAGCGUGUUCGCCUCGAUUUUUUGGACAACUAUGAUAUGCAGAUUGAGCACCUUGACCAGCGAGAUGAUAUGCCUGAUCUGGUCGGUCCAGCGAAGCGUGAUCCGUUCAGUAGCUCACUGUGCACUUUGUCUCACAGCCUGCGCAUACUUGAGCUACGAGGUAUCGUCGACUCAAACUUGUUUGAACGUCAUUGUGACGACCAGACUCCGUGGCCGAACCUCGAGUCGCUUGAGAUCAUGUUCUGGCCCAUCUCUCCAUCUGGAGCAUGGUACUUCCAGGGACCCAACGGAGAAGGUGGACAGUCCAUCUCCUACUCAGUGACUGAAGAUCACUAUCCGCCUCUCGGACCGAACACGAAUGAUGUCGUUCACGAUGAAUAUCUGGAGGAUCGGGGUCGUUCUGAUGAUAAUACUGUAGGUGGCGCUGGUUUCAGGAUCACUCCCAACGAUCGUGUCUUGGUACCUUUCCUCACUGCAUUUGCAAGAGCGGCAUCAAGAAUGCCAAAGCUGAAGGAUGCCAGUGUAUGGUGUCCGUUGGUGUGCUAUCGAGAUGAAGAGGGAGUGUCUCUGCAUGGGUCAUUGUACGAGCACUUGAACGAUCUAUCCCUGGCUUGGGGUAUAACAUACGACAAGCCAUCUCUACCUACACCUCGCAAACUCGCAUGGCGGGUUUCGACUUGGCGCCCUGACGAAAAACUACAUGUGUUGUUCCGAGACAUCGGACGUAUACAGCAUGGGGAUGAACUGGAAGAGGAGUGGACUGAUGAUCAGACAGGUGAUGAUCUUGUCAGUCGCGAAUUCUUCUCCUACUACUAA